Lolium rigidum is the source of this 2386-nucleotide messenger RNA. Its product is annotated as DNA replication licensing factor MCM5. The transcript has 19 exons. NCBI's taxonomy places the organism in Eukaryota, Viridiplantae, Streptophyta, Magnoliopsida, Poales, Poaceae. Gene Ontology annotation, biological process: DNA replication; DNA replication initiation; double-strand break repair via break-induced replication. The record is from RefSeq and is a predicted model, not a curated record. Gene Ontology annotation, molecular function: single-stranded DNA binding; DNA replication origin binding; 3'-5' DNA helicase activity. Gene Ontology annotation, cellular component: nucleus; MCM complex. Bases 1 to 2190 code for a protein of 729 amino acids.
AUGUCGGGCUGGGACGAGGGCGCCGUCUUCUACAGCGACCAGGCGCAGUUCCCCCAGGGCGACCCCGCCGCCGCCGACAUCACGCGCCACUCCGCCCUCCGCAAGUUCAAGGAGUUCCUCCGCGGCUUCACCGGCCCCGACGGCGACUUCCCCUACCGUGAGAGCCUGGUGCACAACCGCGACCAUGUCACCGUCGCCAUCGAGGACCUCGACGCCUUCGACGCCGAACUGGCCGACAGGAUCCGGAAGGCGCCCGCAGACUACCUCCCGCUGUUCGAGACGGCCGGGUCCGAGGUUCUCUCCAGCCUCCGGUCGAAGGUCGCCGGGGAGACCGGGGAGAUGGAGGAGCCGGUCACCGGCGACGUGCAGAUCUUCCUCUCCUCCAAGGAGAACUGCGUGUCCAUGAGAUCUAUCGGGGCGGACUACAUGUCGAAGCUGGUCAAGAUUGCCGGUAUCGCAAUCGCUGCGUCGAGGGUGAAAGCCAAGGCCACUCACGUGACGCUGCUCUGCAAGAACUGCAGGAGCGUCAGGACGGUGCCGUGCAGGCCUGGCCUCGGUGGGGCUAUCGUCCCACGGUCGUGUGAUCAUGUUCCUCAGCCUGGAGAAGAGCCUUGCCCGCUGGACCCCUGGAUUGCAGUACCUGAUAAGAGCAAGUAUGUGGAUCUGCAGACGCUCAAAAUGCAGGAAAAUCCCGAGGAUGUUCCAACUGGCGAGCUCCCUAGGAAUGUGCUGCUGUCUAUAGAUAGACACCUUGUUCAGACUAUUGUUCCGGGGACAAGGUUAACCGUGAUUGGUAUCUACAGUGUUUUCCAAGCAUCCGGCACUACCAACCACAAAGGUGCUGUUGGAGUGAAACAGCCCUAUAUUAGAAUUGUGGGGUUGGAGCAGUCACGGGAUGAUAACUCAAAUGGCCCCUCAAGUUUCACACUCGAUGAGGAAAUGGAAUUCAAAGAAUUUGCACAAAGGCCUGAUGCAUAUGCCAAGCUUUGCUCGAUGAUUGGCCCUUCAAUUUAUGGUCAUGCUGAUGUCAAGAAAGCCAUUGCAUGCUUGUUGUUUGGGGGAUCAAAGAAGAGGCUACCUGAUGGUGUCCGUUUGAGAGGGGACAUUCAUGCAUUGCUUUUGGGUGAUCCAUCUACAGCAAAAUCUCAGUUUCUUAAGUUUGUAGAGAAGACAGCUCCAAUUGCGGUUUAUACAUCUGGAAAAGGUUCAUCUGCAGCUGGUCUUACAGCAUCUGUAACUCGGGAUAGCAACUCGCGUGAGUUUUAUUUGGAAGGAGGGGCCAUGGUAUUGGCUGAUGGUGGAGUAGUUUGUAUUGAUGAAUUUGACAAGAUGAGGCCGGAAGACAGAGUUGCAAUUCAUGAAGCCAUGGAGCAGCAAACCAUAUCUAUUGCCAAAGCUGGCAUUACAACAGUACUUAAUUCGAGGACCUCAGUUCUUGCAGCUGCAAAUCCAAUUUCGGGGCGAUAUGAUGACCUUAAGACUGCACAAGAUAACAUUGAUCUGCAGACAACUAUCCUUUCUCGAUUUGAUCUUAUCUUUAUUGUUAAAGAUGUCAGAAUGUAUGAGCAAGAUAAGCGAAUAGCAAACCACAUCAUUAAGGUGCAUGCCAGUGGUGCUCAAACUACUUCCAACAAGAACACUGAGGUCAAUGAAGGAGAGAAUUGGUUGAAAAGGUAUGUUGAGUAUUGCCGCAAUACAUGUAGACCACGUCUUUCUGAGAAGGCAGCAGAGAUGCUGCAGAACAAAUAUGUUGAGAUCAGACAGAAAAUGAGACAACAAUCUCAUGAGACAGGGAGAGCUGCAGCUAUACCCAUCACUGUGAGGCAGCUUGAAGCUAUUAUACGGCUGAGUGAAUCUCUCGCAAAGAUGAGAUUGACUAGUGUGGCUACACCAGAGCAUAUUGAAGAGGCAUUUAGAUUGUUCAACGUCUCCACAGUUGAUGCUGCAAGAUCUGGAAUCAACGAGCAUCUGAACUUGUCACCAGAGAUUGCAAACGAGAUCAAGCAAGCUGAGGCGCAAAUCAAGAGGCGAAUGGGAAUUGGAAGCCACAUCUCUGAACGGCGGCUGCUAGAUGAGCUUAGCCGGAUGGGCAUGAACGAAUCCAUUGUUAGAAGAGCCCUUGUGAUCAUGCACCAGAGGGACGAGGUGGAGUACAAGAGGGAGCGCCACGUGAUCGUCCGCAAGGCUUGAGCUGGACUCAGCAAUGGAAUGCAAUGAGAUCCUGGUCUGUUCUGAUCAUCUGAUGUGUGUAUAAGUAGUACUGACACUGCAACUGUUUUUCUGGAGGAAAUUUGUUGCAUCGAUGAAAUGGAGUUGUAGUUGUACUACUUUAAGCUGUAGCUGUAACCCUAAAUCAUGUUUGUGUCUGAAGUUGACUGAAAUGAAG